Colius striatus (speckled mousebird) is the source of this 1493-nucleotide messenger RNA. RefSeq names its product MYC associated factor X (gene MAX). The transcript has 5 exons. The coding region runs from base 154 to 642 and encodes 162 amino acids. Gene Ontology annotation, biological process: positive regulation of transcription by RNA polymerase II. Gene Ontology annotation, molecular function: protein dimerization activity; DNA-binding transcription factor activity. Lineage: Eukaryota; Metazoa; Chordata; Aves; Coliiformes; Coliidae. Gene Ontology annotation, cellular component: RNA polymerase II transcription regulator complex. The record is from RefSeq and is a predicted model, not a curated record.
CACACACCCUUCGCACCCCCGGGGGCGCGUGCGCGCUGUGGCGCUGUUGUUGUGGCGGCGGCGGCGGCCCCGCGGCUUCAACCGACCCCCCCUUUCCCCCCUUCCCCUUUUCCCUUCCCCCCCCUUUUCCCUUUUCAACCGGGGGUGUUCGCGAUGAGCGACAACGAUGACAUCGAGGUGGAGAGCGACGAGGAGCAGCCAAGGUUUCAGUCCGCGGCUGACAAACGGGCCCAUCACAAUGCGCUGGAGCGCAAGCGCAGGGACCACAUCAAGGACAGUUUCCACAGCCUGCGGGACUCUGUCCCCUCCCUGCAGGGAGAGAAGCAACAGGCAUCCCGGGCCCAAAUCCUGGACAAAGCCACAGAGUACAUCCAGUACAUGCGCCGGAAAAACCACACGCACCAGCAGGACAUCGACGACCUCAAGAGGCAAAACGCGCUCCUGGAGCAACAGGUGCGCGCCCUGGAGAAGGCGCGGUCGAGCGCCCAGCUACAGGCCAACUACCCCUCGACGGACGGCAGCCUGUACACCAACCCCAAGGGCAGCGCCAUCUCCGCUUUCGACGGCGGCUCCAACUCCAGCUCCGACUCGGAGCCCGAGGAGCCGCAGAGCAGGAAGAAGCUGCGCGUGGAGGCCAGUUAGUGCCGCCCCCCGCGCCGCCCGCCACACGGACUCUCUCUCCCUCCUCUCGUAGCGGCUCUCGGACUGCAGCUCCCCCAGCCCCCAGCCCCAAUUCCUUCCCCUCCUCACCCACCACCUCCCCCCUCCCCACAACGGCCUUUUGCCCCCCCACAACAGCCCUGGGAAGAGAGGGGGGGGGCGUGCAGCUGGCUGGGCAGGGACCCCGCAGCGCCUGCCCAACACGACUUGUGGGGGUGUGUGGGGGGUCACAGGGAGAUGCCCCCCACAAGCAGCGAGCCCCCUCCCCUCUGGUUUUAUAUGAGCGUUUCUAUUUAUACCCGGGGACCACGGCAGCCCUGAGCCGAGGGUGAGGCUGUGCAGGAGCCUCCCGCUGCCCCCCACCUUCUUCCCCCCACCACAGCCCCCCAGCCAGCACUGGAGGAAGUUGGGGGGCAGGGGCGGGAGGGGGGGCUCUCGCUAUUUAUUUUCUGCGUGUGCAAUUCCACCUGCCCUCCUCCCAACUCUUCACUGCAGGGGAGGGGGGGAAGGAAGGAGGCCGGGCUGAGGGAGGGGGGGUGGUCUGCGUGUGCACCCUGCCCCCCUCCUCCUGCCUUCCCUCCCCUUCCCCACCCCCGUGGCAUUCUCUGAACUCUGGUGUCGUCCCCUCUCACCCCCAACCCUUUGGUGCCCCCUCCCCGCUGCCCUCCCACCCUCCCUCGCCCUGUUUUGAUGCCAUUCAUUCCAUGGAUCUAAGGUAUGUUGUACAUACUGCCCAGAGUUGUCUUGCAAGUUAAGGCUUCCCCUUUACUAUAAGACUAUAAAUAAUAAGAAGGAAAAAAACCAACCAGGAAAUAAAAGACCAAAAAAAAAAA